This is a messenger RNA of Notothenia coriiceps (black rockcod), 3210 nucleotides long. Its product is annotated as apoptosis-stimulating of p53 protein 2-like. Gene Ontology annotation, biological process: regulation of apoptotic process; signal transduction. Gene Ontology annotation, cellular component: nucleus. The transcript has 24 exons. The record is from RefSeq and is a predicted model, not a curated record. NCBI's taxonomy places the organism in Eukaryota, Metazoa, Chordata, Actinopteri, Perciformes, Nototheniidae. The coding region runs from base 217 to 3096 and encodes 959 amino acids. Gene Ontology annotation, molecular function: p53 binding.
GUUGAUCUUCACUUUUAAUGCUGUGAGCUGCCGAGCAACACUGUCUGUCAACGGAGUUUCGGGCUGAUUACCUUGCCGUUUUUGGGACGGGACCCCCAAGUGAGAGAAAGUAGCCUUGCCCAUCGCGGCUUUAGGCUCUGGGAUUAAAGUGAUCGCCAGUCCCACAGCUUUCGUCGAAACUGCGAGUUGGGGAUUCAUGCUGUGUUGGUUAGCUAAAUGCGGUACGAAGCUAAAAUGAUGCCGAUGUUCCUGACAGUAUACCUCAGUAACAAUGACCAGCAUUUUACUGAGGUGCCCGUUACCCCGGAGACACUGUGCCGGGACGUGGUGGAGUUGUGCAAGGAGCCGGGGGAGGCCGACUGCCACCUCGCUGAGAUGUGGCGUGGAUCUGAGCGAGCUGUAGGUGACGGAGAGAGGAUGCUGGAUGUGCUCCAACGUUGGGGACAACACAGGGCAGAGGUGCGCUUCUUUCUGCGUCACAAUCGAGCCCCUAGCAGGGAAUCUGGCGGCUCAAGAGGCUCAGAGCAGAAGAGGAAUGGAGUGAAGGCCCCCCCAGACAGACGCAUGGAGAACGGGGUGGUGACACCGCGGAUGGACAUGACACUAUCGGAGCUACAAGAGAUGGCUUCCAGGCAGCAGCAACAAAUAGAUUCUCAACAACAGCUCCUUGCUUCCAAGGAGCAGCGGCUGCGCUACUUAAAGCAGCAGGAGCAGCGUCAGCAGCAGCAGGCGUCUGAGCAGGAGAAGCUGCAGCGCCUUCGAGAGAACAUCGAGAACCAGGAGACUCGGCUCAAGAAGGUCCGGGCCCUCAAGGGCCAGGUGGAGCAGAAGCGCCUCAGCAAUGGAAAACUGGUGGAGGAGAUCGACCAGAUGAACAACCUGUUUCAGCAGAAGCAGAGAGAACUAGUGAUGGCUGCUACCAAGGUGGAGGAUCUCAGCCUACAGCUCGAGUUGCUUAAAAAUGGAAAAAUGGACAACUUCAAUGACAACCAGAGCUCUGUGGCUGAACUCGACCGUCUGUACAAGGAGCUACAGCUGAGGAACAAGCUGAACCAGGAUCAGAACUCCAAGUUGCAGCAGCAGCGAGACGGCCUGAACAAGCGCAACAUGGAGGUGGCUGCCAUGGACAAACGCAUCAUUGAGCUCCGAGAUCGGCUGUGGAAGAAGAAGGCAGCGCUGCAGCAGAAAGAGAACUUGCCUCCUCAGAUACCCUGGCAUUCAGAGCCCACCCAUUCCAACAAUGGCUACCCUGGUAAAGAGAGGGCUUCAAAAGACACUCAUCUUCAGGUGCCCACAGAUGGCCCAGCCGGACAGCAGUCAGGUCCGUCUCGUGUGGCGGCGGUCGGCCCGUACAUCCAGUCGUCCACCAUGCCCCGCGGCCCAGUGAGGCACGAGCUGCUCGUAAAACCAGCCUACCCAGACGGCACGGCAACCCUCCCUGCCCACGACCCGCAGAGCAAGGCCGGCCCAGGCCUUCAGCCAUCCAAGCUGGCAGACUGGGGCUCUUCAGGUCCAGAAUCCAACACCAACGGUCAUGGUUCAUCUUCAACAUUGCCCCGAAUGACCUCCCACUCCAACACAGAACAAGAUGAGACUGAAACGAGGAGGGACAAGAAGGUGCGUCCACUCUCCAUGUUUGAGUCAACGGACGUUCCCGCCACCUCCCUCCGCAAAAACCAGAGCAGUGACGACCUGGUCAGGGACGCAAAGUCGGCCCCCAAAGGUCCAGUCAAGGUGCCUCCUCCUGUUCCCACCAAACCAAAAGGCCCUGGUGUCGUUCCCUAUGGGAAACCAGGUCUCAACACAGGAACCUUCCCCAAAGCCAAGCCCCACAGCCAGCAGCCCCAGCCCCCCCAGGGCCGCAGCCCUCUCCCAUCCUCACAGAGCCAGACACUCCCCCUCCCCUCCAAGCAGGACGCUCCACCUGCAGCCACCGUGCGGCCCUUCACCCCGGAGCUGCCCUCCUCCAAGCCUCAGACUUUAGCGGCCAGCUCCAUUUACUCCAUGUACACGCAGCAGGCCGGCUCAGCCAAGCCCUUCCACCCGCCGAGUGGAGUGCAGAACGCUCUCAACAGGAAUCAGAGCCGCUCCAAUGGAUUUGUCAGUGUGUACGGUGGAAACCAGGCUGAUCCCCAGUGGAGGGCCUGCCUACGCAGACCUGGCGUUGUAGAGGCUUUUCCUCAGGGCUCCAUGCGCCAGUCGUGGUGCUGGUUCCUGUCAGGUUCGAAAAUGAAGGAGCAGCUUGGUUUGGGGCUGAGGGGCCGAGGGGGUGCGGCUCCGUUUUCGGAGUUGUUGGGGGACCUUCAGAUGGACUGGGACCCACCAUACCCCAGUGGAGCGGAGCAGGACAGCUUGGGAGAGGACACCUUCAACAUGAAAGCCCCCGAGGUCACCGGCCAGGUCAUUCUGCCACCGGGAAAGAGGACCAACUUGCGCAAGCUUUGCUCUGAACGCAUCGAUCACAGCAUGAGAGUGAAGUUCAACCCUCUGGCUCUGCUGCUGGACUCUUCUCUGGAAGGAGAGUUCGACCUGGUCCAGAGGAUCAUCUAUGAAGUGGAGGAUCCCAGUCUGCCUAACGAUGAAGGCAUCACUGCUCUACACAAUGCUGUCUGUGCUGGACAUACAGAGAUUGUCAAGUUUCUGGUUCAGUUUGGUGUCAAUGUCAAUGCUGCUGACAGUGACGGCUGGACCCCUCUUCACUGUGCUGCAUCCUGCAACAAUGUGCAAGUGUGCAAGUUCCUGGUGGAGUCCGGUGCAGCCGUGUUCGCUAUGACUUACAGUGACAUGCAAACAGCAGCUGAUAAAUGUGAAGAGAUGGAGGAGGGCUACACCCAGUGCUCUCAGUUCCUCUAUGGUGUGCAAGAGAAGAUGGGCAUCAUGAACAGGGGAGUGAUCUACGGUCUGUGGGAAUACAAUGGUGAAAACCCUGAUGAACUGGUGUUCCGCGAGGGAGACUGCAUGACCAUCGUCCGCAGAGAAGACGAGGAUGAGAUCGAAUGGUGGUGGGCCCGCAUGGGAGACACCGAGGGUUACAUUCCCCGCAACCUCCUCGGGCUCUACCCCAGAAUUAAGCCAAGACAAAGAACGCUGGCUUAAAACAUAAAAAACCCUGCACAUUGCAGUCUGCCAGAGCUGUACACACAAUCAAAUACACACACACACACACACACACACACACACACACACACACACACACACACACACACACAC